Molecule: messenger RNA, 1197 nt
Organism: Chelonus insularis
Lineage: Eukaryota; Metazoa; Arthropoda; Insecta; Hymenoptera; Braconidae
Gene: rush
Product: rush hour
Exons: 8
Coding region: 256-1056 (266 amino acids)
Biological process (GO): endosome organization; endosome to lysosome transport
Cellular component (GO): early endosome
Molecular function (GO): phosphatidylinositol binding; metal ion binding
Source: RefSeq, a predicted model, not a curated record
AGAUUUACUCUGUUGGUAAUGGACUGCCAUUUUUGUGGCUGAGUGUUUUACAAUAAGUUGAGACAAUUUUUUAACAAAAAUUAAGUACAAAAGAAAAAAAGUACUUUAUUUCACUCAAUACAUUGAUUUAAAAUGUCCGUGUAUAUUAAAUAUACAUAAUAGUUGAUACGAGUUAAAUAGAUGUGAAAGUUUUUAUUAUUAGUAAUUAAGUUUAGAAAGUAUUUUGAGUGUUGUGCCUAUGACACAUUUUACAUCAUGGUUGAUCGACUUGUAAACAGUGAAGCUAAUGCAAGACGUAUCGCAAUGGUGGAAAACUGCUUUGGUAGUUCGGGUCAGUCUUUGGCAGUUCCUGGGAGAGUUUUGGUGGGUGAAGGAGUGUUGAUAAAAAUGUGUCGAAAAAAAUCAAAACCACGGCAGUUCUUUCUAUUUAACGAUAUAUUAGUUUAUGGCAAUAUUGUAAUAAAUAAGAAAAAGUAUAAUAAACAGCACAUUAUACCCUUAGAAGAAGUCAAGUUGGAAUCAUUAGUAGAUGAAGGACAAUAUCGAAACGGGUGGCUCAUAAAAACAGUAACAAAAUCAUUUGCUGUUUAUGCUGCUACUGCAACAGAGAAACAAGAAUGGAUGGCUCAUAUCACAAAAUGCAUAGAAGACUUAUUGCGAAAAAGUGGUAAAAAGCCAGUAGAAGUGCAUGCUGCAGUUUGGGUUCCCGAUAAUGAAGCUACUAUUUGCAUGCAUUGUAAUAAAACACAAUUUACGGUUCUAAACCGACGACAUCAUUGUCGACAAUGUGGUGCUGUAGUCUGUGGUCCAUGUAGUAAUAAAAAAUUAUUCUUACCUGGACAAGGAAACGGAAAAGCUGUCAGAGUUUGUUUACAAUGUUAUGAUGCUGCCAGUAAAAUAAAAGCAACAUCAAUAGAUAUAAAUAGUUUUUCGACUUCGGAACAACAACGUAAUUUAGCAGAUAGUUCAGGUGGUGAUAGUUCUGGAGACGAAGAUGAAAAUAGUAAAGAUGAAAAGCAUGAUGAGCCGAAAUUCUAUUCAGUGCUUGCUCCAUAAAAACUGCACAUAAUAUCCAAUGAAAAUUAAGUAAAGUAUCCAUCAAAUCACAUUACUAUAAAUUAGUAAUUAACUUUAAAUCUAAAAUUUUUACACCUUCGAACAAUUUUAAAUAUAUGAAGUAGUCAUUUUCACAUGAUG